GCUUCCUGUGUUCUUUCUCUCUGUAUAUCACAUCUCUUGUCAUCGUCUGUUUGUCUAUCAUUUGCUUCUGCACAUCGAUAAUAGCUUCAUAAUGUCUCUCAAGUCCGACGAAUUCCCUGCCUCCGCGGCCUUUGACGAGAUUGCGCGCUCCCUCUCCUCCUCCGACGCCGACCGCAAAGACGCCAUCAAGAAGGGCGGCGCCAUCUUCGCCUUCACACUCAAGAACAGCGCGGGCAACACCGACUCAUGGUACAUUGAUCUCAAGGAGAGCGGCACCGUCGGCAAGGGCGUCGCGCCCGAGGGCAAGAAGGCGGCUGUCACGCUGCAGCUGAGCGAUGCCGACUUUGGCAAGCUCGUGCAGGGCAAAGCGAAUGCACAGAAGCUGUUUAUGAGCGGCAAGUUGAAGGUUAAGGGUGACGUUAUGAAGGCUACUAAGAUGGAGCCGAUAUUGAAGAAGGCGCAGACUGGGGCGAAGUUGUAGGUUGGUUGUUAUGUAUUGAAUAGAAAGUUUGAUGGUUUCUGGCAUCUAUAUUG
Messenger RNA from Parastagonospora nodorum SN15, 534 nucleotides. RefSeq lists its product as hypothetical. The record is from RefSeq and is a predicted model, not a curated record. Bases 92 to 481 code for a protein of 129 amino acids. The transcript is spliced from 3 exons. NCBI's taxonomy places the organism in Eukaryota, Fungi, Ascomycota, Dothideomycetes, Pleosporales, Phaeosphaeriaceae. Gene Ontology annotation, cellular component: cytosol.